UAAAACAGCUGGAAUUACAACUAAUCAUCGGCGGAUCAAAGGUCAUUUUGUCCACAUGGUUGAUGUUAUUUUGACACGAACGGCAAGGAUUGAAGACGAUAAAUAUCGUGUUAUUUGAAGUGUGUAUGCUGUAUCAAAUAUGGGGAAAUCAAAGAAUAAAAGAUUUCGAUCAAAGAAAGCUCGACCGACUGGUUUGCAGAGUAUGAAGGAGAUAGAGGAUGAAGAAGAGGAGUUAGGGACUUCGAAUCCCACGGCCACGGAAGCCGUGCAGCUGAAAGCAGUCGGAGUGUUGGAGAAGCUUCAAAGUAGCUCGGCUGAGGAGAGAGAAUGUGCCUGCACAUCCCUGGCCAACCUGGUCCAGGACCCAAAGGCCCUGCAGACCCUGGUCCAACAGAAAGCAGUGCGUAGUCUUGGACCUCUUCUAGUAGACCCGUCAUCAGGAAUUCGAGAAGCUGCAGCCGGAGCCUUGAGGAAUCUGACUGUAGCAGGUGGCCAUGAUAUCUGUGACCAUAUGGUAGAGGAAGACGUCAUGACACCUCUAGUAACGUUCCUGCUUCAGUAUUCAGAGGGAAUUCCCCAGUCACCCGCCAAGCAUAAAGAGAACAAGAUGCCCCAACAUGACUCUGGUUUAGAAGCAUUGGUACAAGCUGUACAUCUUGUCUGGAAUUUAUGUGAGAGUAACAGCACAGCAGUAACCAUAGCUAAUCAGCAAGGUUUGGUAACAGUCUUCCUCCACUGCCUUCAAGCAUACUCAACUAUGGUGGAUCUUGCGAUCUCUGCAGCACAAUGUCUUCACACUUUUACAGAGGACAACCUCCUGGCAGCUCAAGAACUCUGCAAGCCAGAUCGUCUCGCUGUCUUGGAAAGCACCCUCAUGUGUGAGAACACCACCAUGAAGCUGACCCAACUGCAAACUCUGACUGCUGGAAUCCUGUUCAACAUCCGUGGUUGUCUGCCUGCCACCAGCAGAGGGCAGAGUUUUCAAGCCCUAGUGAAAGUGCUUGCUGCCACACUCCAAACAGAUAACUGUUCAGCCAUCUCUUCUCUCGUCCCAGGCAUUCAAACCAAUGGAAAUGUUCAGAAUGGAGAGGUUGAGAAGAAAGAAGAGGAAGAAACAGAUAAAACAUUGCCAUGGAAACUAGAGAGUGACUUGUCAGAAGCAGAGGCUCUUCUUCAAGCCCAGCAAGUAGCAUUAGAAAUCAUCUCAAACAUGUGCUGUCCAGAAGAUGAUGAUGAUGACUGGGAGGAUAUGGAGUCUUGUAGCACAAGCAGUAGUAGCAGUGAUGACAAUCAAGACAAAGCACAAGAUUUAGUGCAACCACCCGUCAUGUCUCCUUUAUGCCUAUCUGCAGAAAUUCACAGUGCAUUAGCGGACCAGUCUAUACCAGAUAAGAUUCUAGAGAAGAUCAGUUUUCCUGACAGAACACUGCUUCAAAAACUGAUCUCUCAUAAGGAGGGCAAACCAUUAUUCAAAGGCCUUCUGAGAGUCCAGAGCCGAGCACUCCUGUGUCUUCACAACAUGGUUGCAGUGAUGGAGCUGGAGUCCUUAGGAGGACCAGGAGCCCUGGCCCUGCUUCUUGACAAGCUCCUGGUCCUAGCUAUGAGCGAUCCAGUUCCAGUAGGGGGCGAGUUGAUCGAGGCAUUGACUAGUGCGCUGAGAGCUGUCCUUCAGAAAAUGGCCCAGAAUAAUUAUGUCCCAGAGGCAUUGACAGAGGUACACCUGAAAAGGCUAUGUUCGUUUAGUGAGGCCAAUGCUUCAAAUAGAAUCAAAGUGAACCUGGUGGGUGUCCUAGGUAGCAUUGGAAGUGUCUUGGCUAAGAGAGAUGGAACGGAAGAACUACUCACAGCUGUUGGAAACCAACUCCUAGAAGUAGCCACCAAGGACCCAUCUCUGUGGGUAGCUGCAGAGGCCCUGGAUGCCAUCUUUGAUACCUUUGGUGAUGGAGUGAUGGCCGAUCGGGUCGCCAUUGAGCUGGGUCUGACUGCUCGUCUAAAAGCACUGGUGCCUCAGCUCAAAGCCAAGUUACGGCAGAGUCAAGGAACUCUCGGGGAACACUUGCCGAUCAUCAUGAACGCAAGGACAAACCUGGGAAGAUUCAUCAAGUAUAAAGAGAAUCAAGAGCUCCUCCUGGGCACCUAUCCUUCUACUUAAAUUUGUUGCCCCUCCAUCUUUUAAAAUCCUUCUCUCUAUCCAUCUUUUUAAAUCCUUCUCCCCAUCCACCUCUAUCCAAUCUCUCCCCUCUCAUCUUUUUUUUUGUUGUUUUUUUUUGUUCAUAAUUUUCUUCUCCUGGGCACCUAUUUUUCUACUUAAAUUUGUUGUCCCUCCAUCUUUUUAAGUCCUUCUCUCUAUCCAUCUUUUUAAAUCCUUCUCUCGAUCCACUUUUUAAAUCCUUCUGUUCAUCCACUUUUGAAAAUCCUUCUCUCUAUCCACCUCUAUAAAUUUCUUCUUCAAUCUCUCCCCUCUCAUU
Messenger RNA from Strongylocentrotus purpuratus (purple sea urchin), 2468 nucleotides. It is a transcript of the gene heatr3, whose product is annotated as HEAT repeat-containing protein 3. The coding region runs from base 140 to 2152 and encodes 670 amino acids. NCBI's taxonomy places the organism in Eukaryota, Metazoa, Echinodermata, Echinoidea, Camarodonta, Strongylocentrotidae. The record is from RefSeq and is a predicted model, not a curated record. The transcript is spliced from 17 exons. Gene Ontology annotation, biological process: ribosomal large subunit biogenesis; protein import into nucleus.